This is a messenger RNA of Corylus avellana, 1626 nucleotides long. RefSeq names its product S-adenosylmethionine synthase 4. Gene Ontology annotation, molecular function: ATP binding; methionine adenosyltransferase activity. NCBI's taxonomy places the organism in Eukaryota, Viridiplantae, Streptophyta, Magnoliopsida, Fagales, Betulaceae. Gene Ontology annotation, biological process: S-adenosylmethionine biosynthetic process. The record is from RefSeq and is a predicted model, not a curated record.
CCUUUCUGCCUAUAAAUAGUGACCCUCCAAAUUCUCGCAAAGAACCACAUAGUCCCAAUUGAGAGCAAGACUCGGGGACAAGCCAGGACAAGUCAAAGCUUUGGCAAAUUGGCAUAAUGGAUACCUUCCUAUUCACGUCUGAGUCUGUGAAUGAGGGCCAUCCCGAUAAGCUCUGUGAUCAGAUAUCUGAUGCAGUGCUUGAUGCCUGCCUUGAACAUGACCCUGAGAGCAAGGUUGCCUGUGAGACUUGCACCAAGACCAACAUGGUUAUGGUCUUUGGAGAGAUCACAACUAAAUCCAAUGUAGACUAUGAGAAGAUUGUACGAGACACAUGCCGUACAAUUGGAUUUGUUUCUGAUGAUGUGGGACUUGAUGCUGACAACUGCAAGGUUUUGGUUAAUAUUGAGCAGCAGAGCCCUGAUAUUGCUCAGGGUGUCCACGGUCAUCUCACUAAGCGGCCUGAGGAUAUUGGUGCAGGUGACCAGGGUCACAUGUUUGGAUAUGCUACGGAUGAGACACCCGAGCUUAUGCCUCUCAGCCACGUUCUGGCUACCAAGCUUGGUGCACGCCUCACUGAAGUUCGCAAGAAUGGGACUUGCCCCUGGUUGAGACCUGAUGGGAAAACGCAAGUCACUGUUGAAUACUACAACGACCAUGGUGCUAUGGUCCCAGUACGUGUCCACACUGUUCUUAUUUCCACACAGCAUGAUGAAACUGUUACCAAUGACGAGAUUGCUGCUGAUCUCAAAGAGCAUGUUAUCAAGCCUGUCGUCCCGGAGAAGUACCUUGAUGAGAAGACCAUCUUCCAUCUCAAUCCAUCCGGGCGUUUUGUCAUUGGGGGGCCUCAUGGGGAUGCCGGUCUCACAGGCCGGAAAAUCAUCAUUGAUACUUAUGGUGGAUGGGGAGCCCACGGUGGUGGUGCCUUCUCUGGAAAGGACCCUACCAAGGUAGAUAGGAGUGGAGCCUACAUUGUUAGGCAGGCUGCAAAGAGCAUUGUUGCUAAUGGGCUUGCUCGGAGGUGCAUUGUCCAGGUGUCAUAUGCUAUUGGUGUUCCUGAGCCAUUAUCAGUAUUUGUUGAUACUUACGGCACUGGGAAGAUUCCCGAUAAGGAGAUUCUGAAGAUUGUGAAGGAAAGCUUUGAUUUCAGGCCUGGGAUGAUUGCAAUUAAUUUGGAUCUUAAGAGAGGUGGAAAUGGGAGGUUCUUGAAGACAGCCGCUUAUGGACACUUUGGAAGAGAUGACCCUGACUUCACAUGGGAGGUGGUGAAGCCUCUCAAGUGGGAGAAGCCCCUGGAGUAAAGCUAUGCAGGUGAUCAAGAAUGUGCUUGGUCUUUGCAGCUUCUCUUGGAUCGGGGAGUGCCUAUUGUUUGAUGGCCAUGUUUUUUUUUUUCUUUAUUAAUUUUUUUUUGCUUUCUGUAAUGUUCUUCUGCUGUCUUUGGCCAUAUAUGGAGUUGAAUCAUAGUUGAUGAAAACAUGUGGAAGAAAGCUGCAUCAAUAUCAUUACUGGAUUGCCAAAUGAAAGAAGAGAUCAGCUGCAGAGCAGCAUCAAUGUAUUAAUGUAUUUGUUUGUGAACAACGAGAUUCGGGUGAUUGAUCCAUUUUCAUUUUGUAAUUCCUUAUUUGUUCA